Stomoxys calcitrans (stable fly) is the source of this 3186-nucleotide messenger RNA. RefSeq names its product mucin-19-like. NCBI's taxonomy places the organism in Eukaryota, Metazoa, Arthropoda, Insecta, Diptera, Muscidae. The annotation marks the transcript as partial. The record is from RefSeq and is a predicted model, not a curated record. The transcript is spliced from 2 exons.
UCAACGUUCUCCUCACCAGUCACUUCUGCAGGAGUUUCUUCUUCAGCGGGCUCCUCACCAGAGACUUCUUCACCAGUCUCUUCUGAAGGAGUUUCUUCACCAGCGGGCUCACCAGCAGGAAUUUCUUCGCCAGCUGCUUCCUCACCCGCAGUUUCCUCUGAAGGAGUUUCUUCCGAAGCACCUUCUUCACCUGCUUCUUCUGCAGGAGUUUCUUCACCAGCGGGCUCACCAGCAGGAAUUUCUUCGCCAGCUGAUUCCUCACCCGCAGUCUCUUCUGAGGGGGUUUCUUCCAAAGCACCUUCUUCACCUGCUUCUUCUGCAGGAGUUUCUUCAGCAGCAGGAAUUUCUUCGCCAGCUGAUUCCUCACCCGCAGUCUCUUCUGGUGGAGUUUCUUCCAAAGCACCUUCUUCACCUAAUUCUUCUGCAGGAGUUUCUUCACCAGCAGGAAUUUCUUCGCCAGCUGCUUCCUCACCCGCAGUCUCUUCUGAAGGAGUGUCUUCCGCAGCACCUUCUUCACCUGUUUCUUCUGCAGGAGUUUCUUCCCCGGCGACUUCCUCUCCAGAGGCUUCUUCACCAGUCUCUUCUGAAGAAGUUUCUUCACCAGCGUGCUCCUCACCAGAGACUUCUUCACCAGUCUCUUCUGCAGGAGGUUCUUCACCAGCGGUCUCCUCACCAGAUACUUCUUCACCAGUCUCUUCUGCGGGAGGUUCUUCAGAAGCUUCUUCUUCUCCAGCUGCUUCCUCAUCAACGUUUUCCUCACCAGUCACUUCUGCAGGAGUUUCGUCUCCAGCGGGCUCCUCACCAGAGACUUCUUCACCAGUCUCUUCUGAAGGAGUUUCUUCACCAGCGGUCUCUUCCGGAGGAGUUUCUUCCGAAGCACCUUCUUCACCUGCUUCUUCUGCAGGAGUUUCUUCACCAGCGGGCUCACCAGCAGGAAUUUCUUCGCCAGCUGCUUCCUCACCCGCAGUCUCCUCUGGAGGAGUUUCUUCCGAAGUACCUUCUUCACCUGCUUCUUCUGCAGGAGUUUCUUCACCAGCGGGCUCACCAGUAGGAAUUUCUUCGACAGCUGCUUCCUCACCCCCAGUCUCUUCUGGAGGAGUUUCUUCCGAAGCACCUUCUUCACCUGCUUCUUCUGGAGGAGUUUCUUCACCAGCAGGACUUUCUUCGCCAGCUGCUUCCUCACCCGCAGCACCUUCUUCACCUGCUUCUUCUGCAGUAGUUUCUUCACCAGCGGGCUCACCAGCAGGAAUUUCUUCGCCAGCUGCUUCCUCACCCGCAGUCUCCUCUGGAGGAGUUUCUUCCGAAGCACCUUCAUCACCUGCUUCUUCUGCAGGAGUUUCUUCACCAGCGGGCUCACCAGCAGGAAUUUCUUCGCCAGCUGCUUCCUCACCCGCAGUCUCUUCUGAAGGAGUGUCUUCCGCAGCACCUUCUUCACCUGUUUCUUCUGCAGGAGUUUCUUCCCCAGCGACUUCCUCUCCAGAGGCUUCUUCACCAGUCUCUUCUGAAGGAGUUUCUUCACCAGCGGUCUCCUCACCAGAGGCUUCUUCACCAGUCUCAUCUGAAGGAGUUUCUUCACCAACGGGCUCCUCUCCUGAGGCUUCCUCAUCAACGUUCUCCUCACCAGUCACCUCUGCAGGAGUUUCUUCUCCAGCGGGCUCCUCACCAGAGACUUCUUCACUAGCCUCUUCUGAAGGAGUUUCUUCACCAGCGGGCUCACCAGCAGGAAUUUCUUCGCCAGCUGCUUCCUCACCCGCAGUUUCCUCUGGAGGAGUUUCUUCCGAAGCACCUUCUUCACCUGCUUCUUCUGCAGGAGUUUCUUCACCAGCGGGCUCACCAGCAGGAAUUUCUUCGCCAGCUGAUUCCUCACCCUCAGUCUCUUCUGAGGGGGUUUCUUCCAAAGCACCUUCUUCACCUGCUUCUUCUGCAGGAGUUUCUUCACCAGCAGGAAUUUCCUCGCCAGCUGAUUCCUCACCCGCAGUCUCUUCUGAAGGAGUGUCUUCCGCAGCACCUUCUUCACCUGUUUCUUCUGCAGGAGUUUCUUCCCCAGCGACUUCCUCUCCAGAGGUUUCUUCACCAGUCACUUCUGCAGGAGUUUCUUCACCAGCGGGCUCACCAGCAGGAAUUUCUGCGCCAGCUGAUUCCUCACCCGCAGUCUCUUCUGGAGGAGUUUCUUCCAAAGCACCUUCUUCACCUGUUUCUUCUGCAGGAGUUUCUUCACCAGCAGGAAUUUCUUCGCCAGCUGCUUCCUCACCCGCAGUCUCUUCUGAAGGAGUGUCUUCCGCAGCACCUUCUUCACCUGUUUCUUCUGCAGGAGUUUCUUCCCCAGCGACUUCCUCUCCAGAGGCUUCUUCACCAGUCUCUUCUGAAGGAGUUUCUUCACCAGCGGGCUCCUCACCAGAGUCUUCUUCACCAGUCUCUUCUGCAGGAGUUUCUUCAGAAGCUUCUUCUUCUCCAGCUGCUUCCUCAUCAACGUUUUCCUCACCAGUCACUUCUGCAGGAGUUUCUUCUCCAGCGGGCUCCUCACCAGAGACUUCUUCUCCAGUCUCUUCUGAAGGAGUUUCUUCUCCAGCGGGCUCACCAGCAGGAAUUUCUUCGCCAGCUGCUUCCUCACCUCCAGUCUCUUCAGCAGGAGUUUCUUCCGAAGCACCUUCUUCACCUGCUUCUUCUGCAGGGGUUUCUUCACCAGCGGGCUCCCCAGCAGGAAUUUCUUCGCCAGCUGCUUCCUCACCCGCAGUCUCUUCUGAAGGAGUGUCUUCCGCAGCACCUUCUUCACCUGUUUCUUCUGCAGGAGUUUCUUCCCCAGCGACUUCCUCUCCAGAGGCUUCUUCACCAGUCUCUUCUGAAGGAGUUUCUUCACCAGCGGGCUCCUCACCAGAGACUUCUUCAACAGUCUCAUCUGAAGGAGUUUCUUCACCAGCGGGCUCCUCACCAGAGACUUCUUCACCAGUCUCUUCUGCAGGAAGUUCUUCACCAGCGGGCUCCUCUCCAGAGACUUCUUUACCAGUCUCUUCUGAAGGAGUUUCUUCACCAGCGGGCUCCUCACCAGAGACUUCUUCACCAGUCUCUUCUGCAAGAGUUUCUUCACCAGCGGGCUCCUCACUAGAGACUUCUUCACCAGUCUCUUCUGCGGGAGGUUCUUCAGAAGCUUCUUCUCCAGCUGCUUCCUCAUCAACGUUUUCCUCACCA